AUGCCCAGUUCCCACCAGGAUUCUGCCAGCCAGAAGGACCCCCACUCACCCCCUGAAGCAUCCACAGGAGCCUGCAUCCCACAGGGACCUACAGCUCAUGGCCAGGUCUUGUGGUCAGGGGCUCCCGCCCUGAUCUCUUCCCUCCAGUGCUGGACAUUGUGUCUUGUGGGGACCACCCAGAGCUGGGAGAUGCCACCCCCCAGAAGGCAGAAAACUGACUGUUCAUGGCAGCCUCAGGCCCAGGCCCUGGUCCAAGGGCAACAGCUGGUUGGUUCCAGUUUGCCGGCUGUCCCCCGGAUCAGGCCCCCUGCAGCAGCCUGCCUGGAACCCGAGCCUGGCCGCGCAGGGAAGGAGCGGCGGCCCCGGAAUUGCUCCGCCCAGCUAAGGCCGGGGCAGUGGCUCCCGUGCAAGGUGCGCCUGUGCAGCCUGCAGCCCCUGGGCCCUGGGCCCUCCUGGAAAACCCUUCACCUCCUGCGGGACCUGGACCGCCAGCGGCCUCCCAACCCUGGGCCAUCUGCCCCUCGCCUCCGCCUGGCAUUGGACUUCUUAGAACCCUGGGCACGAGGGCAGCGUGGGCGCAGCGGAGGCUGUGAGUCCAGGCCGGCCGCUGAGAGGACGCGUCCACCCCACCCUCCUCCAAACGCCGUCCUCCUGCUUCAGCCAAAGCCGUCCCGGAGACGGGCCCAGGGACUCCCCGCUGCGGCCUCGCGCUCCGGGGUGGCCCCGCGGCUCCCAGGGGUGGCCCCGCGGCUCCAGGGGUCACACGCUCCGCCGCGCCAGCUCGGACCGACCGCAGACUUCGGGAGCAGCAGCAGCGCCGCGCGGGCCCCGACCCCACACCCUGCCCCGGCGCCUCCGCCUGCAGGACCCCGGCCCUCCCCGGGCUCGCCGGGUCCUUCCUCCCCCGCCGCUCCCCCGACCACGCGCGGUGCCGGCCGGCUCCAAGGCGGCGCCAGCCAAGACGGUCCCGGCCACGCAGCGGUGGGUGCGGUGGGUGCGGCCCCCACCACGGGCCCGGCAGGCGGGGAGGACGCGCUCCCAGUCUCCGGCAAUGGACGGACCCCUCCGACUCCGGCCGCCUCCUCCCCGCCGAGGUCCCUCCGGGGCAGCCGCCGCACACUUUCCGGAGCGGGAGCGACUGUGAACCCGAGUCCUCCCCGCGCCCGCCCGGGGACCCACUAGUGCGGCCGAGCGACCCGGCGGGACCCACAGGGCGCCCCCUUCCCGCGUCCUCUCCACCUCCGCGCUGGGGCCGAGGCCCGGGUCCGGCGCGGGGUGCGGGACGAGGGUGCGCAGUCGGGAAAACAGUCGGUCCUGUGUGGCCGUUUGGCCGGGCGGGGGCUCAGCCUGUAACCCCCACAAUUUGGGAGACUGAAGCGGGAGGCGCGCCUCGGUCCACGAGUUCAAGCCCCGUUGGGGAAAUCCGCCCCGCCCCGCCCGGCGGGUACCCCGAGUCCAGCGGAGACAAAGGAUUUAGAAAGAGACAGAAUAAGAGUUAAAAGGCGGGUCCGGGGGACUGGAACGUGGGAGGCUAGUUCACGGCCCGAGCUCUCGGCCUCCACCCAAUUUGUUGGUUAACAAGCUCUUUGUGCUUAGGGCAAAUGGGAGGGGUAAGAAGGGAUGAGGAAAGGAUUAAAUACUGAAGGAGAACUCGUGAGUCAUUCGAUAAGGUGUAUAGCAGUGGCGGUUUCUGCGAAUUUUCCUUGAGCAAAGGCGCGUGUCUAAACUACUUAAGAUCUUUAACUUAAGAUUGGGACUGAAAUGGGUGGGAGUGGGUUUCAGGAGGAGCCAAGAUGAUUAUACUCCACUUCAACGGAGUGUCAUCUCCCCGAGCACCUGUAGCAUGCGGCUGAGCUGUUACACUGUGGGGCAUAAAGACAUGGAGGCAAUAAGGAGACUUUUCUCCUCAGAGACCGCCCAUGGCUCCCCAUGAAUGUCUCACACAGGGGAGAUCAACUCAUCUGGCAUUCCAGAAACUCUGUUUCCCACAUGUGCCCCUCUUUUUGUCUCUAUUAUAUAUAUGUAUUUUUUUUUUAUUAAUAACCGCCGUGGCUAUUUCCUUCACUGUGCCUGACUUCUCUCCCAAGGCGCGUCCGCAUCUGUAGACUAAAAACAAACAGCAUAAACAGACACAAACCAAAAUAAAAUUUGCAAUCGUUGAUCCACCUAUGGUUUUAAUCCACUUUAAAGGAUUAGUGUUAGAAGGGCCAUCAGCAGCUCCAGUAAGAAUAUCAGCUCCAGGCAACAGGCUGAGAUGAGCCUGAGAUGCCUCGAAAAGUUGUUUUUUCAGUUUAGCAAUAUCUAAUGUUAAAUUAUCUUCUUUUCCUUGUAGGUGACAUCUAAUCGUCUCCCAGUGGUGUUCAGUGGCACUAUAAGAGCUAGGAGUAAUACAAAAGUCAGAAGUAUUCAAAUCACAUUGCAUUUGAAUUCUAUGCUCCAAGCUCAUAAUCCGAUCUCCCAUCCAAAUUACUGUUUGACGGGGAGGAUCAUUCAUUUGAUUUGCCAAUUUUUGUUCUGUUUGGCUUUGGGAAUUCCAAAGCUUAGAAGAAUUGUUCUGCCAACUAUCCACAAAGCCCAUAGUUUGAAUAGAAGAGUGCAAAGCAACACCAGCAGCAGCAGCAGCUAUGACAGCUAAAAGGCCCAUGAUCACAGCUAUUAAAGUAAAUCUGAAUCUCUUUGAUCUACUAAGUAUUCCUUUUAGUACUUCGGUGAUACUAUGUAUGGAGGGACAGGUCUCCCAAGGUCUAUUGAGGGAAACAGGUACCCAAACUCCUUCUCAGGCCCUAACCACGAUUUUUAUUAGAGGUAGAAUCAAUGCAGGUAAAAAGACAACAGCUGAGGCAUGAUAUGGUUUGAGAGUCAGGUAGGAUGUUAAUUUUUCCCACUGCCAACAUAAAAGGAGGUUUAACACAGCUCUGCAAUGGGACCGUCCGAUUAGAGGUCAUGGCUACAACAAAUUGAAGUUUUUACUAUGGGUCUCUGUUUUAUAUUCUCCUUUCCAAAUCCGAAUUGGGGUUUGAGCCAUCAUUAAUUUCCACAAUUCUGGAUGUUCUGUACUUUUAAUUGGGUCACUCAUUUUUGGGCUUGGGGGAGCCAUACCAUUCUCCUCCCACUUAAUAGGGUAAUUUGUUUCAAUUCUUCUAUGUAAUUUUGGUGCAUUAUCUGGGUAGUCAUUUGCAAAAGUAGUCACUCUACAAUCUUUGCUCUGUCCGGUACAAUUUACUGCAAAGUGUCCCCUAGGGGCCCAAUCAAUGAUGAUUCCAUAGGAAUUAUUUUGCAGUACAGCAGCACUGUUUGCAAUACAAUCUUCCGAGGUUAGCACCUCUAGCUUCUCAGGCCAUUUAAUGGCAGGAGGUUCUUAUUAGGUUUAAAUGUAUUAAUCUGGUGAUGUGUCAUAACAUAGCCAUGCUCAAGGUAUUUAAUAGUGUCCAAAGAUUGAAAUGUUCUUCCACUGAUUACAUGAAUAAAGGCUUUUUAUCCAUUAUGUGCAGGAACAUAAGCCAUCCAACUUUGUGUAUCAUAAUUUAAACAUCCCGCUGCCGGCCCCAGGCAGAUGGGAGGAAAGCGAUAACCAAUAGAAAUAUUCAUUAACAUUCCUUCCUCCUCUGGAUGAGCAGGACCUCAGUUAUCUGUUGGUCCAGGCAUCCAGACACUAUCAUUAACAUAAACCUCCACUGGGGUGUCUAACCGUGUAACAGGCCUAACCAGUGGUGGGAAUGGAAUGUAGGACCAAUAAGAUUUUUCUUAUAUUCAGGGGGAGAGGAUGGUAUUACUCCCAAUAUCGCAGGGGUUGUACACACCUCCUGCGAUAUUGUUCCUAAUAUCACGAAGGGGAGAGCAUAAUAUUACUCUCAAUAUCGCAGGAAGUAUACACCUCCUUUGUAAUAUUGUUCUCCCCUCUCCCUGCCUAGCUAUUACGAUCCACAUCGCAGGGGGGUGAGGCACCCCCCGCGAUAUGGGGAGUAAUAGCCACCCCUCUCCUCCUCUCCCCCCAGCCUUAUAUAAGGAGGCUGGCCUUAUAUAAGUGCCCCCCAAUGCCAUCGCAGGCUUUAAUGUAUUCACUUAAAGUUUUUUCCUCAUUUAGAUCUGCCUUUCCCUUAAUAGGUCUAAUUGCUGCCUGACAUUCUGUUUGAGCAUUUUCAUGAGCAAGCAGCUGAAGGAUCACUUUCUUGGCAUGAGAAUCGGAAAUAGCCUUUUGAGCUGCAUCGUGCAAACAGGCGAUACAAUCUGGAUAAGGCUCCCUUGGACCCUGUUGAACUGUGUUAAAAGAAGGAUAAGCAGUAGCAGGGUCGUGAAUUUUUUCCCAGGCUCUUAGGCAUGUAGUUCUGAGCUGAUCAACAACCUCAUCACCCAUUUCCAUCUGUUGAUUUAGAGUACCCCAUGCCUGUCCGAUUCCAAGCAAUUGAUCAGACGUGAUAUUAACAGGAUGUUGGGCUUGAGCAUUUCUGCGUGCCUGAUUUGUUGCUUCAUCCGUCCACCAGAUUUUAAAUUGGAGAAAUUCAGAGGAGGACAGGGUGGAUCGGGCUAAUGCCUCCCAAUCCACAGGUAUUCAACGUCUGUUAUAAGCCACACAUUGUAACAAGGAAUGAACAUAAGGAGAGUUUGGCCCAUAUUGUCCAAUUGCUUGCUUUAAGUCUUUUAAUAUUUUAAAAGGAAAUGGCUCCCAGCUUGCUUGAGCAAGUUCUCUGGCCUCCUCAGCUGGCGAAAUAAUGACCAAAAACUGCCAAACAUUCAAAUCCCCCAUUUCUUGUGCCUGGCGAAUGGAUGCCUGGAUUGUCCCUGUGCCAUAAUUUGUAUUCCGACCGGCUGGCAGCACUCCUCUACCGUAAUUAACAGGUGGGCAAGCCUAGAUCAUUCCCUCAUCCUAAUUGGCUGUUGGACAAGCCUGAAGCUUCCCUUUGCCAUAGUUACUGGCGGGGCCUGCAACAAUGGGAGCAGCAAGGCGCGUCUCAGGCUCCCCUUCCAAAAAUUCCUAAGGCUGGCCUGGGGGUGGCCAUUCCAGACCUUCCCCUAAAAGCGCAGUAGGUGGCCCUGUUUUUUUAUAAGUUUUUGGAGAUUAGCAUACAUACCUUCCCGUUUCUCGCCCUUUUUAAAACUAGACUAUGAUGGUUCACUUUGCUGAAAAUUAGACUCCUGAUUAUUCGACUUUCCUAUGUCAUCCUGGAACUCCUCCUUCUCCUCCUCAGCGUGGAAGGGCUCCAGGGCUGUUUUAACUGACGACCACACAGACCAAGCAGAGACGGGAAUAUCGCGGCCCUCUUGUUGUGCUGGUUUUAAGUCUGAUCCGACCUUGUCCCAACCUUCUACAUUCAUGGCUCCAUGUUCCGGGAACCAAGGAGAAUACUUGUCUACCAGACGGAACAAAGAUGUGAGAUUUGGGGUACUGACAAUUACCCCUCCGCGGCGCAGUAAGUGCUGCACAAGGCUUAAGUAAUUAGCGAACUUACUCUCAGCCUGACCCACAUUUUCCCGAGGUUUCCCUGGAAUUCUCCGAGCGCCCACUUACCCUAGAGCUUGAAGUGAAAACCUACUCGGGAGUCCUUUGUCGGUCGUCCUCCGCUUUCCACGCUCUGGUGUUCCUUUACUGGAUUAUUUGUAGAGAUUACGGGGAGCCCCCCGGUAGGCACCAGAGACCAGCCUGGGCAACCGAGGGAGACCCCCGUUUCUACCAAAAAAAAAAAAAUUAGCUAGGUGUGGUGUCGCUCGCCUGUAAUCUCAGCUACUCCAUGAAAAGUCAGACAAAACCUGCCACCAGAGACUGAUUUCCUUCUGAAAAGCUUUCUCCAAAAUAUUUUUAAAACAAAAAGGGGGAAAUUGGAAAGGAAAAUAUUUUGGGCCCCCCAAAUCACUAAGAUAAAGGGAAAAGUCAAUCUGGGAACUGCUUAGGGCAAACCCGCGUCCCAUUCUAUUCAAAGUCAUCCCCUGAUCACUGACAAGCAUGAAUAUCUUAUUGCCUCCUGUGGAAAGGCUCAUCAGAAACUCAGAAGAAUGCAACCGUUCCUCUCUUACUUGCCUGUGACCUGGAAGCCCCCUCCUGGCUUCGAGUUGACCCGCUUUUGCUUCAGGUUGUACCGGAUCAAACCAGUGUACAUCUUACAUAUGUUGA
Molecule: messenger RNA, 6106 nt
Organism: Chlorocebus sabaeus (green monkey)
Lineage: Eukaryota; Metazoa; Chordata; Mammalia; Primates; Cercopithecidae
Source: RefSeq, a predicted model, not a curated record